Messenger RNA from Saccostrea echinata, 2151 nucleotides. Its product is annotated as optineurin-like. The transcript is spliced from 11 exons. Gene Ontology annotation, molecular function: K63-linked polyubiquitin modification-dependent protein binding. Gene Ontology annotation, cellular component: nucleus; cytoplasm. Lineage: Eukaryota; Metazoa; Mollusca; Bivalvia; Ostreida; Ostreidae. The record is from RefSeq and is a predicted model, not a curated record. Gene Ontology annotation, biological process: regulation of canonical NF-kappaB signal transduction. The coding region runs from base 32 to 2140 and encodes 702 amino acids.
AAAAACAGCAAUGAAACCCAGAUUAUAAGCUAUGAUGAAUGGAACCCAUACCCCAACAAGGAAUGGUGUGUCGUAUGAAAUGAUAUCAUCAAUGCCGUCGCGUAGCACACACGAAGGUAGCCUGAGUCAAGGCCUAGGUCAGAUGUCCAUGACUGAUGUCAGUCUGGAGCAGGCCCUGGAGAGAAUUCAGGAACUUCACAGAGAAAAUAAUGAACUCAGAGAUUACCUGAGGGACAAUAACGAAAAGAUGAAGAUUCAAUACCAGAAUCUGGCAGAAUGGAAGGAGAAGAUCCGCAGUAACAACAUGAAAAAUAAAGAAAAGUUUGACCAGACUAAGGAGGUAGUCCAGACUCUGACUAAAGAGAACGAGGAUCUUAAAAGGGAAGUCUCAAAAAAGGCUGCCCAGAUGACACAUCUAGAGAGGUCAGCUCAGGAGGUCAGGAGUGAGCUCAGAAACAAGGAGGAAGCUGUUACAGGACUUGUGAGGACUGUCGAGGAGCUGAAGAAAGCUUUAGAGAGUAAAUCACUAGACAGGUCCUCAGACUGUGUUGAUACGGUAAUUGUGAAUCAAGACAGAACUGAAAUAGAAGCCUUAGAAAAGGAAAAUGAAAGUUUAAAAUCUAAAAUAACACAGCUGGAAAAUCAGCUGGGACAAUUCAGAGAAAAUAAUGAAAGCUUAAUGCGGGACCUAAACUCUUACAAAAAUGUGAAACAAGAGCUUCAGGAAGAAAAUGCAAAACUGGAGAGAGAGAAUACAGAGCUUGGACAAAGAAUUGAAGGCUUGUUGAAUGAGAACAAGGGUGUGAAGACGGAGGCAAGGUCAUUGAGGAGCCGUGUUGAGGACCUAGAGAAGGAGGUGUCACGUUUCCAGGACGUAGCAGUCGGUAAAGAGGAGGACAGGAAAACACAAGGGGCAGAAAUGGUUCAGACAGAGCUAGGUGAACUAAGACAGAGACUGAAACAGAAAGAAGAAGAGAUUGCCUGGUACAAGGAGCAACAACAGCAACACAUAUCAAGUCUCACAAAGCAACAUCAGCAACAGAAGCAGGAGUUGCUGCAGCAACUGGAUGUGCUGCAACAUGAGCUUCAGCAGACCAAAGAUGAACAGACAAAGGCUUACACGAGUGACGUACAGAGCCUGCGCAGCCAAGUUCUGACCCUCAUUACCCAGGUCACCGAGUCCCAGAAAAGACUGGAAGAUGCUAACGAUGCUCUCGAAAAGAAGAGUAGCAAAUUACAGGAAGUAGAACACAUGCAAGAGGAGUUCCGACGACAACACACGGAGGAUGCCGCCCUCGUAGAAACACUGAGGUUGUCACUAAAAAGUUACGAGGACGCACUGACUGCCGAGAGAAAGGAACAUCAAAAUACCAAGAAAACGUCAGCUGAUCUCAGGCAGUCAUUUAACACGUUGGUUUCAGACCACAAGAAUUUGUCAGAGAAAUAUGAUAGAAUCAAACUUCAAGAACAGACACGUCCACAGGGUGGAUGUACAGAGACAGAGAAACAGAAGUUACUGGACCAAAUAGGUCGACUAACAGCCCAGGUGUACGCUGGUGAGGAAGCCAUUAAUUACAGAGAGGAGAAGCUUAACAAAGUACAGGAGGAGAAUAAAAAAAUCACAGAGGAACUCAACAAUGUGGUCCCUGUACUCAAAGCUCAGGCUGAGGUAUGGAAGUCAGAUUUUGAUGCUGAGAGAGAUGCUAGGGAACGUCUCCAUGCAGAAAAAACUCAACUGGAGAAUGACUACAAACAACUCCAGCUACGCAACCAGCAGUUACUGGAUGAGAUGGAGAACUUCUCUAAGCGACAGUUCCAGGAGAUGCAACAGCGACACUCCAACCCAGGCUAUCAGCACACUCUUCAACAACACCUUAGGGUGGGACAUCAGAAUCAUGGGAACCCAUAUCAAUUGACUCAGUACCCUCCCCAAAGUUAUCCCACCCAGGCCCCAGGGGCAGGGGCAAUGUACAAUGAUGGUAGACCUCCUCCUUCUGUUUCAACAAGUCAGGUCCACAGUGAAUCCGGGGAAGGAGAGGAACCCCAUCAAUUCGAAUGUCCAAAAUGUAAUCAGACCUGUCCAGACAUGGACACUCUACAGAUACAUGUACUGGACUGUAUUGACCAGGACAACCCUUGACAGAGCAUAGA